Messenger RNA from Nyctereutes procyonoides (raccoon dog), 8656 nucleotides. It is a transcript of the gene MDM4, whose product is annotated as MDM4 regulator of p53. The transcript is spliced from 11 exons. Gene Ontology annotation, molecular function: ubiquitin protein ligase activity. Gene Ontology annotation, cellular component: nucleus. NCBI's taxonomy places the organism in Eukaryota, Metazoa, Chordata, Mammalia, Carnivora, Canidae. The record is from RefSeq and is a predicted model, not a curated record. Gene Ontology annotation, biological process: protein ubiquitination; negative regulation of apoptotic process; regulation of cell cycle. The coding region runs from base 150 to 1628 and encodes 492 amino acids.
GUCCUCACCGCUCGCCGUUUCAAAAUGCCGCUGAGGCCUUGGGGCCUGUGACUGGCGCGCCCUGCCCCCGCGCCCCGGGCCCGGCGGGGGAGCGACUCAUGGAGCGGCCGUGAGAUUUAUCAACAGACUGCAAUUUCUUCACUGCCAAAAUGACAUCAUUUGCCACCUCUGCCCAGUGUUCAACUUCUGACAGUGCUUGCAGGAUCUCCCCAGAACAAACCAAUCAGGUACGACCAAAACUUCCACUUUUGAAGAUUUUGCAGGCAGCAGGUGCACAAGGUGAAAUGUUCACUGUUAAAGAGGUCAUGCACUAUCUAGGCCAGUAUAUAAUGGUGAAGCAGCUUUAUGAUCAGCAGGAACAGCAUAUGGUGUAUUGUGGUGGAGAUCUUUUGGGAGAACUGCUAGGACGUCAGAGUUUCUCCGUGAAAGAUCCAAGCCCUCUCUAUGAUAUGCUAAGAAGGAAUCUUGUCACUUUAGCCACUGCUACUACAGAUGCUGCUCAGACUCUCGCUCUCGCACAGGAUCACAGUAUGGAUAUUCCAAGUCAAGACCAACUGAAGCAAAGUGCAGAAGAAAGCUCCAGUUCCAGGAAAAGAAUGGAAGAAGGCAAUAUUCCUACACUGCCUACCUCACAACAUAAAUGCAGAAAUUCUAGAGAAGAUGAAGACUUCAUAAAAAACUUAACCCAAGAUGAGACAUCUAAGCUGGACCUUGGGUUUGAGGAGUGGGAUGUAGCUGGGCUGCCUUGGUGGUUUUUAGGAAACCUGAGGAGCAACUAUACACCUAGAAGUAAUGGCUCGACUGAUUUACAGACAAAUCAGGAUAUAGGUACUGCUAUUGUUUCAGACACCACAGAUGACUUGUGGUUUUUGAAUGAAUCUGUAUCAGAGCAGUUUGGUGUGGGAAUAAAAGUUGAAGCUGCAGACACUGAACAAACAAGUGAAGAAGUAGGGAAAGUAAGAGACAAAAAGGUGAUUGAAGUGGGAAAAAAUGACGACUUUGAGGACUCUAAGUCCAUAAGUGACGAUACUGAUGUAGAAGUUACCUCUGAGGAUGAGUGGCAGUGUACUGAGUGCAAGAAAUUUAACUCUCCAAGCAAGAGGUACUGUUUUCGUUGCUGGGCAUUGAGGAAGGAUUGGUAUUCAGAUUGCUCUAAGUUAACCCAUUCUCUCUCCACGUCUGAUAUCACUGCCAUACCUGAGAAGAAGGAAAAUGAAGGCAUUGAUGUCCCCGAUUGCCGAAGAACCAUAUCAGCUCCAGUUGUUAGGCCUAAAGAUGUAUGUAAAAAGGAAGAAAAAAGCCCCAAGCUUUUUGAUCCCUGCAACUCAGUGGAAUUCUUGGAUUUGGCCCACAGUUCUGAAAGCCAAGAAACCAUAUCAAGCAUGGGAGAACCAUCAGAUAAUCUUUUUGAACAGAGAACAGAUACAGAAAACAUGGAGGAUUGCCAGAAUCUCUUGAAGCCGUGUAGUCUGUGUGAGAAAAGACCACGAGACGGGAACAUUAUUCAUGGGAGGACAGGCCAUCUUGUCACUUGUUUUCACUGUGCCAGAAGAUUGAAGAAGGCUGGGGCUUCAUGCCCUAUAUGCAAGAAAGAGAUUCAGUUGGUGAUUAAGGUUUUUAUAGCGUAGCUGACUCAGUGAAUUGUAGAGAAAUACUAACAGAGCUAGGGCAUGUAUCAAAAUGUCAGUAUUCAGCAUCUCUACUCAGCAUAACCCACUGCAUCUGUUUAUUUAUUUAUGUAAACAUCUGUGUUUCACGACAUUUUUGCUUCUAUAUGUAGAGGAAUUUUGAGAAUGAGUUCUUUAGAACUAGAGUGUCAAUUUGGGGGACUCCCGUUAACAUGAAAAAAUUCGUUCAUUACUUUUACUCUCUUUAAAGAUGAGGAUCUGGGAGAAAGCAACUGCCAGUACAAACAAAAGUAAUUUGGCCCUAAUUCAUUCACUUACAAAGUUACUUGAAGAUUUAUUAUUUCUUCAGUUAAUUUUAUUCCCUGUUCUUUUUUUUUUUUCGGUUAUGGAAUGUUCUUAGGCAUCAAUAUAGGGUGGCUGUUAGAAAAAUAUUAGAGCUAACAAUGAAAAAAACAUAAGUAAUUUGAUUAGUGAAGUUAUGUAGUGCUGUAGAUCACUUUAUAGUUGGAGUCAGGCUGCACAAUUUGGAUAAGCCAAAAGAAAAGUCUUGAAAACGAGAUUUCUUCCAUGUGUGCCUAGAACACUUGUUAUUGAACUUUUUUUUUUUUUUUUAAGAUUUAUUUAUUCAUGAGAGACACACAGAGAGAGGCAGAAACACAGGCAGAGGGAGAAGCAGGCUCUUUGCAGGGAGCCCGAUGUGGGACUCAAUCUCAGAAUCACGCCCUGAGUUGAAGACAGAUGCUCAACCUCUGAGCCACCAAGGCGUCCCAAGUAUUGAGCAUUUUUGCUAACAAAUCUCUGAAAGAAUUUUGAAAAAAAAAAAUAUAAUCUUUUGCACAUUUUACACCUUGGGGUAUGAUUAGCAAACAAUAUUCUUUUCUGGUGAGUUGUAGACAUCUGAGCAACCAAUCUAAAACAAGCCCUGGACCGUUUCUGUCCCCUUAGAGUGUUCACCUGUGCCCCUUUCUAAGCAGUUCCUCCUCCCAUUUCCUGGCUGUCAUUCUAGGUUAGUUUUCCUUUUGCACGUGUUUAAUGUGACCUCUAAAUUUUUAAAAUUAAGUACUUACAAAGGAUACUCUAUCCAAUAUAUUGUAUAUGUGCCUUAAAAAUAUUUUUCUCAAAGCCUUGGAGCUAGCUGUAGGUUUAGCUGAUGGAAUUUAUAGGAAAAGUCCUAUCAUUUAAAGUAGCAAAGCCUGUUCUCAUUUUAAAAUUCACCAGCCAGAUCAGAUUUCAUUUUCAUGCAGAAGAUGUUUGACUUUAUUUUUAAUUCAAAUAAAUGCAUUAACACAUUUCUGGCACAACCUUCUCAAUUAUAGUCCUAAGAUCGAUGUGGUACAGAGUUUUAAACUAAGCUCUCUGCUUUACUCUGUCCUCAUUGUCCCUUGAGAAUUUUCUGGUUUUGUUGUUGUUGUUCUUUUGUUUGAUUGUCUCCAGAGUGUUUUUUACAUUCUGAGGCAAUGCCCCAUAGUAAGAUUCUAGAUGGGCGAGAGUCAGCCUUUCUUUUGGAAAUUCAGAACAUGGCAGUUGUGAAAAUGAAAAUAAAGAAAAAUGUUAGAUCUGAAGAAUCCUUAUCUCAGCACGUAGUCUUAGAGCAAUACAUAUGGAAAUUGAAGAUCUUUAAGCUGAUGUGCUUAUCCAUAUCCUUGUCUGCUGUCCCCAUGGAAAAAAAACCUUUAAAAAAAAGAAAGAUUUUAUUUAUUUGAGAGAGAGCAAGUACAUGUGAGAGAGCGCAAGUGGCGGAGAGGGAGAGGCAGGCUGCCCAUUGAUCAGGGAGCCCAAUGUGGGGCUCGAUCCUAGGACCCUGGGAUCACAAACUGAACCAAAGGCAGCUGCUUAACUGAGCCACCCAAGUGCCCCUCCCCAUGGAAGAAAUCUUGAUAUAUACCCAUGGGUAUGCAUAUGAGAUUUUGAAGACCAUGGCCCUAGAAUUAACAAAUUUAUGGAUUGAAAAAUCACCUGGAUUGCUUGUUAAGAAAAGCACAAGUUAAAAAAACAAAACAAAAAAACAAACUCAAACAAUGCCUCCCCGUCUCUCCGUCUCUCCCUGCCCCCUACCAGGGGUAUCCUUCCAUUAGAACAUGUAUUCCUGGUAACUGAUCAAGUGGUCCACAGACCACACUUUGGGAAGCCCUACCCUAGGAGGAAGGGUUUUCCCAGUUACAAGAAGUACAAUGAACAGGAUCACUUUUAGCAUCAUACCUAAUUUCUUGACAGGGAGUUUUGUUAAAAGUUCUAGAAGUUUAAAACUAGAAUGCACUCUUCUACUCAACCCCUGUUACUUUGCACUUGAGGCUAAAAGAUUAAAUGAUAGCCAAGAGUCACAGCUAGUGAUGCAACUGUUACUAGAACCCGAGUCACUUGUAAAUCCUGAAACCAUACUCACUUCCUUCUCAUUAUUUGCUAAAUAUUUAAAAGGUGUUUGUUGAAUUUGGAUUCAAGAUGCUCAUCGUCUUAAAAUCUGACAAAAUGUGACUUCCAGCCAAAGUAGGACUUUAGGAAGAAUAAUGACUUUUAACACCUUUUCCCCAAAGAGAAAAGGCCCACUAAAUGUCAUCUUUUCUUAUAUAAUCAGAUAAGGGAGAGGACAGAUGAAGGUGCAGAGGAACCUGAACCAUUUUGUACCAGUAUUCUUCCUUCUUAGGGAAGGAAACCCAGCUCUUGCUCUCUUUAGGUAUCAGGGACAGGAGUUUUCCCCCCUCAAAGUAGAGCAAGUCGUCGGACUUCAGUGCUCCAUUCGACCUUGCUGAAUGCUCUGCCACUGCAGCAAGCUAAAGGUCUCUCUUCCCUAUUUUGUCCUUAGUGCUUCUCUCUUCAUAAUAGUUUGAUAGCCCUAAAUUUUGUCUGAUUUUUGCCAGUUAGGGGCUUUUGCAGGUGAUGACUUAAAGGACGGAAAGGAAGAGCUGGGGAUCUGCAUUUGUACCCUCUGAUUCCUCUUAUGUAAAGCUGCAGUUUUUUAGAGAACUUAAGGAAAAAUUUAAAAAUUGUAUUUAUUUGUAGAUAUUUGAUGCUAAUUUUCAUACAUCCUUGCCUAGCACAGGAUCUUCUUUAUGCUACUCAGCUUUCCUUUACCCCUUGCUCACUUGGGAUUUUAUACAGUUCCUGUUACCACUAAAUACUUUGCUUAGAAGAUCCCAAGCUGCAUGUUUGAGCUGUGAAUAUUAGAAUAAACCUACAUGUGGGUUUACUGUCCCUCUAGCAGGAACCUCGUGAGUGACUGCAAUUUAUAGGGCAAGAGCUGAUAUUCCUCAAUUGCUUAUCUGAAGUCUAGGAUGCUGCUUCUCCGCUUCACCCUGAAUCUAUAUUUAAUGUCUUGUGGGAGCAUAGGACAGCAAGGAGGAGUCCUCAUUUCUAGGGGUAGAAUGGGCCAAGGAUCCUACAAAGAGCCAAAUAGUAUUGUCAGAGCAGUUCUUUACUUGCAAGAGAUUUUAAACCAUCUUGAUUUCAUUUUUGAUUUUGUUUUUUUUUUUUUUUCAAUGCCACUGCGGUACAGUUUUAUUUUACUCACUGCCAUGAAAGCGAAACAUGGUUUGUAUGUGAAGUCUUUGUAGUUUUACUUCUUUGAGAUAAACUCUUAAUUUCUACACACUACCAUUUAUCUUUUAGUUGUGGUUAGAAUAAGCUGCCAGUUUAUCCCUCUUUUCCAGCGGCCCAUCUGACUUGUCUCCUCCCUCUAACUCUCAGGUGCUUGAGUUGAAAUCUUGAUUGUGAGGAAAGGAUCUGCUAAACUAGGUGCAGUGGAGUUGAUUGUUUCUGCUGCAUCACAUCAUAGACUUGUGAUCUUGUGAUUAAUGAAAUCAUCCUGCAUUAGCGCCUGCAUUAGCAUUUCUUUCCUUUUUUUUUUUUUUUUUUUUGUUAAGUAAUCUCUAUGCCCAGCGUGGAGCUUGAGAUCAAGAGACUCAUACUCUACUGACUGAGCCAGCCAGGUGCUGUAGCAACAAAUUUCUUAUUUUAAUUACCAUUUAAUAUGUAUGACCAUGUUAUCCUGGACAGAAAGCUCAGAGCAAAAAUGACAAAUCUUUAGAAAAACCAUGAAUUUCUAGGUUAUACCAAAAAUGUCUCCUGUCUCAUUGAGUUAAUGAAUGAGUUACUGUACUUGCACCAUACGUAUAAUAUUUGCUAUGCUUUUGUGUUAAAUACUUAAAUCAGACUUUAUGAAAAUCUUAAGACGAAGCCUUCAGCUGCAUAUUGCCAUCUCCCCACAGUCCACCUAUGAAAUAGCAAAGAUUCACAAUCCUAGGCUUGAACCAAUGGGUCUCUGUCUGCCGAGCCAGCCUACAAACUGCCAUGAACUUUUCUAAUAUAAGAUGAAAUCACUGCCAAGCAUUUGAAAUAUGUAGUUGUGUUUUAAUAAUAAUUUAUGUAUACUUAGGUGUAUAUAAUGCUUUGUGGAACAUUGUGUUGUUUGUAAGAAUUUAUUUUUAAAGGUCAGGAUCAUUUGUAACAUUUUUUUGUAAAUGUUAAUUCAGUGCAUUGUUGGCUCCUUUGAACAGUCAUUGAUGAGAAAUCGAUGAAUGUUAGAUCUUGGAUUCUACGAAACUAUCAUCGUAGCGUUAUCUCUUGGUUCUCUUUAGAAAGGAGGAAACUUCUUAACCAGAUAUUUGUUUUUUUUUUUCCCACAGAGUCAUGUGAACUUCUGAAAGUACAUGCCUUUAGAUACUGUGAAGCCAUUGUUUUCCUUUUAGCCAAGUAUCCAUUUAAAUUGUUGAUUGGCAUCCUAAAGAAAAACUUAUUUUGAUGGUUCUCUUCAUUCAUGGGUAUAUAUUAUGCACAUAUAGUAUCAAGACUGCUAAUGCCUUUGCUGAAAGUGGCUAUGGAAUAGGAACUAGCUAUGUUUUGAGCUUUCACUUCAAAGAUAAAGAACCUAUAAGCUCUUCCCUGUGCCAAAAGCAAGAAGUAAAAUGUUUACAAAUGUGUGGAAUUUUGCACUGCCAUAGGGUAUGUUGAGGUUACUUUGCUGGAAACUCCCAGAUGGUGAUUAGUAGAGUUGCCGUUUAGCAUAUGAGGAGAGACACUGAGCAUCUAAAGCUAAACUGAAAGUGUCUGAGAUAGUGGUUCAGGUGAUUCCCUGAUCUUAUUUGAGGACACUUUUUCCAGAUUGCUCUGAUCAGUGGACAGUGCUUUCCUUGGUCACCAUUGCUACAGUUUUCCUUUAAAGGAGCCACCAGAUCUCUUCUCUCCUAUGGGAGCGGGUCCCCCUAGCAUUCUGAGAUCUUUCGAUAGAAGGAAUGUGCAAUCCCAAGUAACGUCAUUAUUGGCAAAUGUGGCAUUGUUAAAGAAAAUAGAAUAUUAAGAACCCGUUGGGUUUACUGUGCCUGUAUCAGAGCUUUUCAAAUGACUGAAAAUGUUGAUUUGUGUGUCUGCAGACAUAGGUAGCUGAUACUUCUUGGUAGCUUAUCUGAAGUCCUCCAUGCUGCUUCUCCUGCAGAUUGUUUUUCUUCACCCUGGAUCCAUAUUCAGUGUCAUCUGGGAGCAUAGGGCAACAAGGCAUAGUCCUCAUUUCUUGGGGUAGAAUGGGUCAGGGAUCUUAAAAAGGGUUAAAUAGUGCUGUCAGAGCAAUUCCUUUCUCAGAGUAGUUGCUAUAAUUUGGCAAAUGCUUUCUUGAAAAUUGACAUCCCUGUGACACUGACAAUUUAUUAGAGCACCUAAUGUCUUAUCCCAAGGCAUUUUUUUUUUUUUAACAGUAACUAAUGUCAUAGAUUUCUCCUUUUUUCCUUCUUCCUUUUUUGUUGCUCUUUUUUUCUCAGAGUUCAAAGUGAUCUACUUCUGGAUAUUACUUUUAUAUCAGAGGCCUUCUGUAUCAUCCCCUGGGUUGCUGCAACCAUAGUAUCUUUGGAUAAGAUUCCUCUGUUCCAGUCAGUUCUGGGGAAUUUUUUUCUUUAGCGGAGGUAGGUGGUGGAUAAGGAAGAGAAGCUGUGACAUCAGAGCUACUAUCUAAUAAAAAACAGCUUGUAGUUGAGGCUUCCUUUGUGUCCAUGAUGAGAAACGGGAAUGAGCACCCCUAUUGUCUCAGCACUAAGAAACUGAGGGCAGCCUUCCCUCUUCCUACAGGAGGCUCUUCAUCCCCUCCCCCCCAUAAUUUGCCUUGUUUUUCACUUCCUUAUAAAAUGUCUCCUCUCAUAUUUUUCUUUCCUCCUUUGAAAAAUAAUAGAAAAUGUUUUAAAAGGGGAAUGAAAUGUUUCUGGGCUCCUUGGCACUUUGGCAAGGUAGAAAUUCUAAGCAGCCUCUGCCUAGGACUCUGUCCAUAGUCUGUAGCGAGGCACUGUUAAGUCCCUUGGAUAGAGAUAAAGGGGUAAGGCCCUUCCACCGUCUGUCCCACUCUUGACAUUUUUCUUACCUUUUAACAGAACAGGCAUAACUACGCUUUCUACCUCAUAGUUUGUUAUGGAAACUAAGGAUGCUGGAGCAGCUUAACCUAUAUACACUGCCUUGAAUGACAUGUUAAAAAAGUGGCUCUACCAAGCUCUGGGGUAUAUAUUCAGAAUACCUCAUGUCCUGGAAACUGAGCACAAGCUCCCCUCAAGUGCCUGCCUAGCAGAGCCUAUGUUGCUUCCUUGUACCUGCGCCUCUGACUCACACAGCCUUUCCUUGCUCUGAAGCUCUUGACUAGAAAAGAAUUCUGUUUCUAGGUUCUGAGAGAAGUGUGUGUAAAUUUGGAUAGUAGAAGUGCUCUGUUGUGGUCUGGAUGGACAAAAAUUUUCUGCAUGCACUUGAGUAGGUUGCCUAAAAUGCACUGUCACUAUACAGAAAACAUGCAGUUUCCCAAAUAACAUAUCUGAUCAGGUAAGCAUAAUCAACAGGAGUGCAGCAAAUAUGGUUUCAUAAAGUGGGCAGGAAAAAAGCAAUGUAAAUAACUUUUUGAAUAGUCCCCAACUCACUAAGGAAAGGAGACAUUUUCACAUGUUUUUGCCUAGUUUUAAGCACCAAUAAGUUAAUGACUCUGUAUCUUUCUGGUUUUUGCACUAUGAAAUGCCCUUAAUACCAGUUGGUUCUGUUUGCUUUUUUUGUGUAUUAAAUAUUUUUCAAUUUGC